AUGGACGAGAAAAAUGAUAUCCGCCAGCCACGGGAUGCUUCAGGUGAGGGCAUGUACAGCCUCGAGGCCUCAGUGCCUUCACCCGCUGUCAACGUGCUUUGUGUAGGCAUGAACAAGUCCGAGCUGUCACCCUUAAUUUAUUCUGAAUGGCCAAAUGUGCACUUCAACGCCACAACUUGGAGUGCUACAACACCUGAUGACAUUCCGCGCACUCCAUCCUGGCUCAACCGUACAGUGGUCGAUGACAUUUUUGGAUUUGGCAAGAAAUAUGAUCAACGGCCUCCCAUCUUUGGCACGUACCCGGGAUCCAACAAUACAAUCUUGAAUACCACCGGCCUCUGGCCAGCUAACUCGAUUUACCUGCUUGGCAAACCAAGCGUCUCUAAUCCUGAAUAUGUAAUGUGUGUUAUUCGCGCCAAAUUGACUGGCGUUUGCUCCACACGCUACGUCGCGGCGUCUAGUGGCGCCUUCUUCAGCUCCAAUUGCUCGGGAAUUACGAAUUCUCAAGCAAGUAACGAGCGCCUUCUAAUGCAACUGAUGCCCGCAUACGACUCGAAUACCAAAACAUAUUCCCUGAACCCGUCCCUUCCCUCCGUCGGGGAAGCUGUGGCAGUGAUGGCUGGAAGCACACUCAUCCUUUCCUCUCAAAAUGCCCCCCUUUGUUCACUACUUCAACUACACCGUCCCCAACAACAUUCUCCCGAGCCAGUCUAUCAGGACUUUCCGGCCUCUUUGCAAUCAGUAGGCUACGCUUCCGGCGGUACCGAGCGCUGGCAGGGUAUUUUCUACGUGAUCCUCGUCUUUGCUUUCCUGACCUCUUUCAUUUGCCUGGUCUUUGUUAUCUUCGAAGCAGCUUUUACCGAACCGCAGAAUCUGUUUGCGAUCGCGGUGAAUAGCCCCUAUUCCUCGCAGCUGCAAGGUGCAUGUGGAGGUGGUCCCGCCGGCUGGCAACUGAAGGAGAGAUGGUAUAUUGGUACGGAUGAAGCAGAUGAACAUUAUUACAUUCGAGCAAAAAAGGAUGGACAGGGUCCAUACACAGAGGCUAAAUCCACGAGCUAUCUAGGGCUCGAACCGAUGGAGGUCGAGGAUGGAGGUGGGAGUACGAAGGUUGUCAGCCCGGCAGUUGACGAAUUUCGUCGGGUUUCCAAACGGUCUUCGUUUUUGUCAAACUUUACUAAUGUGUAA
This is a messenger RNA of Penicillium daleae, 1185 nucleotides long. RefSeq lists its product as uncharacterized. The coding region runs from base 1 to 1185 and encodes 394 amino acids. The record is from RefSeq and is a predicted model, not a curated record. The transcript has 2 exons. Lineage: Eukaryota; Fungi; Ascomycota; Eurotiomycetes; Eurotiales; Aspergillaceae.